AUGGCGGACCAGGAACAACAGCAACAGCUGCCCGAGGCGCCGUUCCCUGCACCACCUCCCUUCUGGAAACAUUUCACGGUCGCCAACGAAGAUCGGCUGAAGCAGAUCGAAGCUACCGAAGGCUCAUCACCAGCCAAACUACCCCUUCCUUUGGCAUAUCUACGACCUCCUCCUGCGCCUCCGGCAUCGGCGGAAUACUACACCACUUUCGGACAGAAGCAAGUCAUCGAUCCUACGAAGCCUUCGUCGUUACCGAGGGAGCAACUCCUGUUUAACCCGGAUGACCCGAACCUCAACCAUGCCGUCCUCCUAAGCCGUCUCACCAAAUCACUCCUGCUCAAUUUCCUCGAGCUGACCAGCAUUCUUUCACUCGACCCUACAAAACACGUGGAGAAGAUGGAGGACAUCAGACAGCUGGUGCUCAAUAUCCACGUCGUGAUCAACAUGUACCGUCCGCAUCAGGCUCGCGAAAGUGUCAAAGAGAUGCUGGAGGAGGUCCUUGUGAACGGACAGAAAGAGAUCGACGAAUGCGACCGACUGAAAGAGAGAGUUGAUGGUUUUCUACGAAGUGUGGGUGAACUCAAGACCGCCCACGCGACAGAUGGUCAAUUACCUGCCGACGGUUCUCCCGCACCACAAGCUACCGACAAUGCGAAACUGGAGGAGCAGCGAAAACUGUGGAAACUAAUUCAUGAAACGACUGAUUGA
Molecule: messenger RNA, 708 nt
Organism: Capronia coronata CBS 617.96
Lineage: Eukaryota; Fungi; Ascomycota; Eurotiomycetes; Chaetothyriales; Herpotrichiellaceae
Exons: 1
Coding region: 1-708 (235 amino acids)
Biological process (GO): regulation of transcription by RNA polymerase II
Cellular component (GO): mediator complex; core mediator complex
Molecular function (GO): transcription coregulator activity
Source: RefSeq, a predicted model, not a curated record